Penicillium soppii is the source of this 741-nucleotide messenger RNA. RefSeq names its product putative cyclin-dependent protein kinase complex component. NCBI's taxonomy places the organism in Eukaryota, Fungi, Ascomycota, Eurotiomycetes, Eurotiales, Aspergillaceae. The transcript has a single exon. Gene Ontology annotation, biological process: regulation of cyclin-dependent protein serine/threonine kinase activity. The record is from RefSeq and is a predicted model, not a curated record. Gene Ontology annotation, cellular component: cyclin-dependent protein kinase holoenzyme complex; nucleus. Gene Ontology annotation, molecular function: cyclin-dependent protein serine/threonine kinase regulator activity; protein kinase binding. Bases 1 to 741 code for a protein of 246 amino acids.
AUGGCCGUCACACAAACAACCACCAUGUCCGAUUCCGAUCGAAAUAGCGCAAUACUAAAGCUCGGCACUGAAGACUUUGAACCUGCUGCACCUGAUUCGUCCCCUUCCGCCGUGUUCGACAUUUCGCCCGAGGCUGCAUUACACCUGCUAUGCGAGAAUAUCGAGCGACUAGCCGCCAUUUUCGCGAACACGCCUGCUGGCACAGACGAGUUAAACCCACACUCUUCAACGCCGCUGGAGUGUGAUACACCUGGUGAAGAUGGGGUGCUGGAGAUGAAACCAGUUGGAUUGCAUGUGAAGGGCGAUAAUGAGGUCUAUGAUCCUGCGCGCGCAACAGAAGAGGCAGUUCAGAUGGCCAUUCUUUCCAAGAAGUUUUUGUCCAAGAAGGUGCCGCCCAUUUCAUUGAAAGAGUAUCUGCUUCGAUUGCAUAAAUACUGUCCUAUGUCUACGGCGGUGUAUCUCGCGGCCAGUGUGUACAUAUCCAAGAUGACCCUUGUGGAGAAGGUGCUUAGGGUAUUGCCAAAGAAUAUGCAUAGGCUUGUUCUUGCAGGUGUUUGGGUUGCUAGUAAGGCUUUGGAGGACUUGAGUUAUUCUCAUAGUCGAGUUGCCAAGGUUGGGGGUGUCACUGAGCAGGAGUUGUCGAAACUUGAGAUCAGCUUUUGUUUCCUGGCGGAUUUUGAGCUGAGGGUUGAUGCCCGCAUGUUGAUGGAGGCCUCACGUCCUCAGUCUGACUUGAAAUGA